GAGUUCCCUUUUGAUAUAUCUUUAUUCCUCACAUUUCCCCUGCCUCUCCAUCCUUCACAAUACCACCCCAAUCUUCUGUGACUCAAAUAAAUAUUUCUUCCCUUUCUUCAUAAAUAGAUGCAUUUAUCCACAUUAAUUAUUUCAUUCACACAUUUCAUUAUUUUACAAUGGCCCUGAAUCUCAUUUCCAUCUUCUCUCUUAUCUCCUUACUCCUCUGUUUCCAUUCCUCUGCUUCACAAAACUCACUCAAACUUAAACUCACACCCAUCACAACCCAGCCCAUUUCAACCCCAGAAUCCAAUAAUAAUAAUAAUAAUAAUAAUAAUCAACAUCCAUGGAUGCAAACUUUGAGUUACUUAACAAAAUCUUCAUUGGCCCGGGCACAUCAUUUGAAAAACCCAAAAGAUAAUUCCUCUGUUUUUAAAUCUGAGAUUCCUCUGUUUCCUCAUAGUUAUGGAGGGUACUCUGUUUCUCUUGGUUUUGGGUCACCUAGUCAAGAAUUGUCUUUUGUUAUGGAUACUGGAAGUAGUCUUGUUUGGUUUCCUUGUACUCACCGGUAUUCGUGUUCGGGCUGCGAUUUUCCGAAUAUUAAUGAGAGUAGUAUUCAAAAAUUUAUUCCUAAGUUGUCUUCCUCUGCCAAGAUUCUUGGGUGUACUAAUAAGAAAUGCGGGUUGGUUUUUGGUUCAAGUAGUCCGGUUAAGUGUAAUGGUAAAGAGAUUUGUCCUGCGUAUAUGCUUCAAUACGGGUCUGGGUCGACAUCCGGGUUGCUAUUGUCGGAAACCCUGAAUUUUAAGGAGGGUGAUGUGACUGAUUUUGUAGUUGGGUGUUCAAUAAUAUCGGCUGGACAACCAGCGGGUAUAGCUGGAUUCGGGCGUGGGCCCGCUUCUUUACCGGUUCAAAUGGGUCUAAAAAAAUUCUCAUAUUGUUUGGUUUCUCACCGGUUUAAUGAUAAACCGGUGAGUAGUGAGAUGACUCUUGUCCGGGGUUCCUCUCAUUCCAGCACUACAGAUGCUGGAAUAAGUUAUACAAAGUUUCGCAAGAAUCCCUCAACUUCAAGACCAGCAUUUCAGGAGUACUAUUAUGUUAACCUCCGAAAAAUAACUGUGGGCGGUAAAACCGUGAGGAUCCCGUACGGUUAUCUUGUGUCGGGAUCCGACGGAAAUGGUGGAACCAUCAUUGAUUCUGGGACGACUUUUACGUUUAUGGAUAGCCACAUUCAUAAUUUGGUGGCGAAAGAGUUUGAAAGCCAAAUGUCAAAGUAUAAACGCGCCAGUGACGUGGAAAAGGGAACCGGGUUGCGACCGUGUUUUAACAUAAGCGGGAAACUAACCAAGUUUCCCGAACUAAUGUUUCAUUUCAAAGGCGGUGCGAAGUUAGCACUGCCUUUGGCGGAUUAUUUCUCAUUUUUCGGGGAGUCGGACGUAUUGUGUAUGACACUUGUAUCGAGCGACAUAUUGGGGUCGGGAACAAGAACCGGGCCAUCGAUAAUCAUUGGAAAUUUUCAACAACAGAAUGUAUACUUGGAGUAUGAUUUGGAAAACAGUAGGCUUGGAUUCAAGAAGCAAAUUUGCAAAUAAAGAGUUAUUCUUGACAUUUAAUUUGAUGUACGAAUCUUUUUAUUUUUAUUUGCAAUUAUAUUUUAUAUAGUUCCAAAUUUCAAUAAUAACUGUUUAGGUGUAAUUUAAAAUGAUUUUUACAUUGUAAUAAUGAACGACGAUUUAUAGUGUUCGUAAUUA
Erigeron canadensis is the source of this 1736-nucleotide messenger RNA. Its product is annotated as probable aspartyl protease At4g16563. The transcript has a single exon. The record is from RefSeq and is a predicted model, not a curated record. Gene Ontology annotation, biological process: proteolysis. Gene Ontology annotation, cellular component: extracellular region. NCBI's taxonomy places the organism in Eukaryota, Viridiplantae, Streptophyta, Magnoliopsida, Asterales, Asteraceae. Gene Ontology annotation, molecular function: aspartic-type endopeptidase activity. The coding region runs from base 168 to 1577 and encodes 469 amino acids.